Messenger RNA from Branchiostoma belcheri (Belcher's lancelet), 3091 nucleotides. Its product is annotated as hemicentin-2-like. The transcript is spliced from 15 exons. Gene Ontology annotation, cellular component: cell-cell junction. Gene Ontology annotation, molecular function: cell adhesion molecule binding. Bases 28 to 2943 code for a protein of 971 amino acids. Lineage: Eukaryota; Metazoa; Chordata; Leptocardii; Amphioxiformes; Branchiostomatidae. Gene Ontology annotation, biological process: cell-cell adhesion. The record is from RefSeq and is a predicted model, not a curated record.
UUGCUACAACGCUUCGAGUAGGGAAGGAUGCAGAGGACCAACAUGGAAUGGGCAAGCUCGUUGCGAUAUUCUCUGCUACUUCUGACAAUGCUGCGCAUCGCCAGCGCUGCCUUCUACCGAAUACGUCCACAAUCUACCGGGGUACUGGUGAAUCAAACCGUCACGCUGUAUUGUGCUUUUAACGGCCUGACCCCUUCGGAAGUGGUGAACUGGUACUGGUACAACCCCGAAACGGACGACAAACUGUACCACAUUUCUGCCAGAGGCCGAGUUGCCUCCGAGUUCUCCCGACAUUCUAUCGUGGGGAGUUCACGGCGGGGUGAGUACAACCUGAGGAUACGUGAUGUCCAGCCUGGCGAUGAGGGGAACUACCGGUGUAGCGUCUUCACAGUACGGGACGCCGGCGAUGCCAGGCUCACUGUUGUAGAUGCGUUGGCUUCUCCACCAAGCAUAACGGGGAACCGUAAAUUAUACAACGUCGGCGAGGAGCUCCGACUUAAGUGCCGCUCGGAGGGAGGGAAGCCAUUAGCCAAGCUGAAGUGGUACAAUGGGACCGAGUUGUUGAAGCCGACGGAGGAAGUCAAGCGGACAGGACCCACAGGAGACACCGUGGAGAUAGAGCUGCAUCUCCUGUUCCUGACGAGAUGGGAGAACGGGGCUAACAUCACGUGUCUGGCGGAUCAGGGCGUGCCGAGAGUCUCCCCAUCACAAACCACCUCCGUACAGCUACAAGUUUUAUGCCGACCAGAAGUUGUGAGUGAGCCGGCGUCAGUGUCAGCUACUGCGGGAGACACGGUAAAACUCACCUGCACGAUAGCCUCCGACCCUCUGCCUGACGAUGUCAUCUGGGAGAUGUCUGAGGACGGUGGAAAAAAGCUGGAGUUCCGAACCGGGAAAACUGGAGGAAUCUUCGUGACGAAAACCGUGAUUACGGCGAACAGAGUACACAGUGCCUUGGUUAUCAGAUCGGCAGAGUCUGUGCAUGCGGGGGAGUACGCCUGUACAGCUGCCAACAUGUUCGGAAAGGAUAGGCAGCAGUUUACUGUAUACGUCACUGAAGGCAGUUCUGAUGUCCUACUGGUUGCUGCAGUCACCAUUGGUGUCGUGCUGGGAAUUGUAUUUGCCGUACUUAUAGUGCUGUGCCUUAGAGCGAGAAAAAUACCUAUCUGUUGUUUCUACUCCUUAUUUUCCCGCCCAACGAUAACGGGACACAAGGGACCAUACGUCGUUGGCGAGGAGCUUCAACUGGUGUGCCGCACCAACGGGGGGAAACCAUUACCUUCACUGAUGUGGUACAACGGCUCGGAACCCUUAGACCCUUUCGGAACCUUCUAUCAGGAUGCACCAAUAGACGACAUCGUGCAAACGGAACUGCGCAUCCCCUCUCUGACGAAAUGGGAGGACUCCAUAAACAUCAGUUGCGUAGCCGACCAGGGAGUCCAGGGCGUGGCAUCACAGAAAGUAUCAUCAAUUCAACUACACGUCUACUAUUCACCGACCGUUACCGUACCGAUAAACUCUAUACAGGCAUUGGAAGGGACGUACGCUAACUUAACCUGCCUCGUGGAGGGCAACCCUUCACCGAUUAUCAGUUGGACAAGAGACGGAGACAGUCUUCCGCAAAAUGCAGAAACAAGUAACUCGUCGUUGCUGAUACCGAGAGUGUCCCGGUCAGACAGCGGUGCUUACCUGUGUGAAGCCGAUAAUGGGAUCCAGCCAACAGUGACAGGAGAAAUCAACAUGGAAGUUAUAUUUCCUCCGAGGAUCAAGUCAAGUUUCGAUGGAGAGAUAAGUGUCUUGUAUGGACAGAAUGUCUUCAGAGUGGACUGUCUAGCCGAGGGAAAUCCCAAGCCCAACGUCACGUGGCGGCGGAAGGAUACAAAUCAUCCGUACAAAAACCCAUUGACUCUGUCGCCGUUGAACUAUCAAACAGAAGGGAUAUAUGUCUGCGUUGCGAAAAGUAAAAGAUUUCCUGAAGUUACAAGAGAAGCAUUCAUCAAUGUGAUAGGCCGCCCUGAAGUUGUGACUGAAGCCUCCUCGGUGUCCGCUGCCGGCGGCGACACAGUGGAACUAACCUGCACGAUAGCCUCCGACCCUGUACCCGAGGAAAUUAUCUGGACUCUAGCGGGAGACGACGGCAAAAAGACGGUAUACCGAACCGGGAGGACCGAGGAUGUAUUCGUCAAGAAAACAGCAGUUGUUGGGGACAAGAUACAAAGUGUUUUGAUCAUAAGUUCAGCAGAGUCUGCGCAUACAGGAGACUUCGCCUGCAUUGCCUCCAAUAUGUUCGGCCAGGAUAGACAAGAGUUCAGGGUGUACGUCACAGAAGAAAGCUCUGAUGUCGUGGUGAUUGCAGCAGUCACCAUGGGAGUUGUACUGGGAGUUCUCUUCGCCGUGAUGGCCACACUGUGCCUUAGAGCCAGGAACAUAUGGACGUCGUGUCGUCUGUCCAAAUCUCCAGAGAGAGGAACACGUCGGUCCGAGUCCUUCUCAUAUUGUGCGGGAUCAGAGGACGAGCUUGCAGCAAAGUCGUCAUUGAAUAUUAGUUCCAAAGUUCCUGAAGACGAACUGGCCACCAUUGAACUGCAAAAACUAAACGGCAUUUCUACACAUCGUUCCACAAGCAGCCUAAACAGCCAACCAGUUGUCAUAUCAAGCCCAUUUACAGAGAUAAAGAGAGCGGAGUAUUCCCGAUUCACAACAGACAGAAGCAGGUGUCAGGAUGAGGAGGAGGAGGAGAAAUAUCCCAGGCACUGUCCUUAUUACGUCGGAGAGCUGACAAACAGACAGGAGACAGUGAAACUUCUACCGUCUGCGAAGAGGAAAGAAGACGGUGACGAAUCUGCAGACACCAUUGGGUCAGAUCCCGAGGGGUCGGAUAUCCAGGCCAAAUCUACUGAUCAUUAUCAACCUGAGGCCGUCACCCAAACAAACUUCGUAUAGUGAGGACACUGAUGAAGUGCACGGUUCCAGCUCAACGAUCGAGAAUUCUGCCAUUUAUGUGUGACAACCUGGACCUCUCUCUAGUAAAGACUCAUUCAAGUCACUUCAAAUUGAAGGUCAUAUCCUGCAUCCAAAGAAAACAAUACCA